This is a messenger RNA of Maudiozyma saulgeensis, 816 nucleotides long. The record is from the annotation of a GenBank genome assembly. Lineage: Eukaryota; Fungi; Ascomycota; Saccharomycetes; Saccharomycetales; Saccharomycetaceae.
AUGACUACUCCUCAAAGACAAGAUUUUAUACUGUUCAGUGACCAAUCUGUCAUACCUACAGAACUACGAGCUGUGUCGGCAGAGCCACAACACCAUUUAUUUUUGGUUACCUCCACAAUGGCUACUCAACCUUUAUGGCUAAUUAAUGCAUUAGUAGAGACCUGUGUCUCUGGAGGACCUUUUUCCUUAAAUGGACCUUCUGCUUCAUUAAAGUCUAAUCCUAACUCUAUAACGACAAUUGCAUCAUUGGUACAUGAGGAGAACUUUUAUCAUAAUGCGUUAAGAAAAUUGAAAGUAAAUGCUAAUGGGUAUCAAGUACUUGAUAUUUUAACUAAUUUUAUAUUGAAGAAUAAUGACAAACCUAGUGAUAAAGUAUUGGAUGAAUUGUUAGAACUUUUCCCUGCAGAUGUCCAAUCCACUAUUAUACUAGAACAACCAGAACUAUUAUUAUCUUUAAUUCGUGGUUUAACUGCAGAUGAGUUAAAUAAGAAAUUUAUAUUACCACUUAUGAAGAAAUGUAAAUUGCUAAUAGUUGCUUCAAGUAUUGAUCUUUUCCAAAAUAAUGAAAAUGAGCCAUUGGAUACUAAUAACAGCGAUGUUCAAGAAUUCACAAGAUUUGUGACCAGUCUCAUUUAUAAUAGUAUUGUCGUGAUGAAUUUAAGAUCGUUGGAUACUGGACGUUCCAAGGACGUUACUGGCUCAUUAAUGAUUUCCAGAGGUGGUCAAUCCACAAACUCACCAUUAUCUGUCCAUGUCGUAGAGAACGAAUAUCUAUAUCUAACACAAAAGGAUUCCACCAAAUUAUUUUAUCGAUAA